AUGGCUAUUCCGAGACUCUCAGGGUGCUCUCUUGUAGACUUGAAUCUUCGUAUAUUCUUUCAGCUUGCUAUUGUUCCACACUGUUUUGUUAGUCUGGACAUGGGGGAAGCAGUCUUGUUAAUACACUCGCUUAUCUCAGAGAGGGAAUCCGUGUUCGUUGAACCAAGGUACACAAAGUCACGGGCAACAUCCAGUUCAUAAUCAGAAAUUCUGCGGGAUUGCACGUGUUGUCCCUCGACCUGCCUUGUCUGAGCAUCGCUGAAGCAAUUUAUGAGAUGAUGGAGUUAUUCAGCUUGUUGGUGAUUGCUGCGUCAUAAGCAAAGCCGAGAAAUCACACAGAACUUUGAUUUUCCCUUAGCCUACAGUAUGUACAGUAGAACGGUUGAUAUGCUUUCCAACUGACCUGUGUCAGAGAUGUUCCACAGGUACUGUAUAUGCAAGUGUUUCAGAGGUAUAUACAAGUGUUUCAGAGGUAUAUAUGCAAGUGUUUCAGAGGUAUAUAAACAAGUGUUUCAGAGGUAUUUCAAAAACUCAUUAAUAACUCAUGAAGCAAUUAUCCAAUUUUGAGUAAGAAAUUAGUCACGUGCAUACGUCUUUAUACCAGCUAAAGAACACUUUAACAAAAGACCAUUGUUAUGCAAACUAUAUAAAGAUUUUUAUAUAAAGAUUUUUAUAUAAAGGUUUUUAUAUAAAGAUUUUUAUAUAAAGAUUUGACUUAUUAUGCAAACGUUUUUGAAGCCAUUUAAAAAACUCGCAGGUCGUGUUUUAUUAGGUCUAAAGCAGGGCGUAGUAAAACACGUGUUUUACUACGCCCUGGUCUAAAGCCACUCGCGCUGCGCGCUCGUGGCUUUAAACCUAAUAAAACACUCCUGCUCGUUUUUUAGUACAUACAAGUGUUUCAGAGGUAUAUACAAGUGUUUCAGAGGUAUAUGCAAGUGUUGCAGAGGUAUAUGCAUGUGUCGCAGAUGUUUAUGCAUGUGUUGCAGAGGUAUAUGCAACUGUUUCAGAGGUAUAUGCAAGUGUUGCAGAAGAAUAUGCAAGUGCUGCACAGGUAUAUGUAAGUGUUGCAGAGGUAUAUGCAAGUGUUGCAGAGGUAUGUGCAAGUGUUGCAGAGGUAUAUACAUAUGUUGCAGAGGUAUAUGAAGUGUUGCGGAGUUAUAUGCAAGUGUUUCAGAGGUAUAUACAAGUGUUUCAGAAGUAUAUGCAAGUGUUUCAGAAGUAUAUGCAACUAAUGCAAGCGUUGCAGAGGUAUAUGCAAGUGUUUCAGAGGUAUCAGUGCAAGUGUUUCAGAGGUAUAUGCAUGUGUUGCAGAUGUAUAUGCAUGUGUUGCAGAGGUAUAUGCAAGUAUUUCAGAGGUAUAUGCAAGUAUUUCAGAGGUAUAUGCAAGUGUUUCAGAAGAAUAUGCAAGUGUUUCAGAAGUAUAUGCAAGUGUUGCAAAGGUAUAUGUAAGUGUUGCAGAGGUAUAUGCAAGUGUUGCAGAGGUACAUGCAAGUGUUGCAGAGGUACAUGCAAGUGUUUCAGAGGUAUAUGCAAGUGUUUCAGAGGUAUCAGUGCAAGUGUUUCAGAGGUAUAUGCAUGUGUUGCAGAUGUAUAUGCAUGUGUUGCAGAGGUAUAUGCAAGUAUUUCAGAGGUAUAUGCAAGUAUUUCAGAGGUAUAUGCAAGUGUUUCAGAAGAAUAUGCAAGUGUUUCAGAAGUAUAUGCAAGUGUUGCAAAGGUAUAUGUAAGUGUUGCAGAGGUAUAUGCAAGUGUUGCAGAGGUACAUGCAAGUGUUGCAGAGGUACAUGCAAGUGUUUCAGAGGUAUAUGCAAGUGUUUCAGAGGUAUCAGUGCAAGUGUUUCAGAGGUAUAUGCAUGUGUUGCAGAUGUAUAUGCAUGUGUUGCAGAGGUAUAUGCAAGUAUUUCAGAGGUAUAUGCAAGUAUUUCAGAGGUAUAUGCAAGUGUUUCAGAAGAAUAUGCAAGUGUUUCAGAAGUAUAUGCAAGUGUUGCAAAGGUAUAUGUAAGUGUUGCAGAGGUAUAUGCAAGUGUUGCAGAGGUACAUGCAAGUGUUGCAGAGGUACAUGCAAGUGUUUCAGAGGUAUAUGCAAGUGUUUCAGAGGUAUCAGUGCAAGUGUUUCAGAGGUAUAUGCAUGUGUUGCAGAUGUAUAUGCAUGUGUUGCAGAGGUAUAUGCAAGUAUUUUAGAGGUAUAUGCAAGUAUUUCAGAGGUAUAUGCAAGUGUUUCAGAAGAAUAUGCAAGUGUUUCAGAAGUAUAUGCAAGUGUUGCAAAGGUAUAUGCAAGUGUUGCAGAGGUAUAUGCAAGUGUUGCAGAGGUAUAUGCAAGUGUUGCAGAGGUAUAUACAUGUGUGGCAGAGGUAUAUGCAAGUAUUUCAGAGGUAUAUGCAAGUGUUUCAGAAGAAUAUGCAAGUGUUUCAGAAGUAUAUGCAAGUGUUGCAAAGGUAUAUGCAAGUGUUGCAGAGGUAUAUGCAAGUGUUGCAGAGGUAUAUGCAAGUGUUGCAGAGGUAUAUACAUGUGUGGCAGAGGUAUAUGCAAGUAUUUCAGAGGUAUAUGCAAGUGUUUCAGAAGAAUAUGCAAGUGUUUCAGAAGUAUAUGCAAGUGUUGCAAAGGUAUAUGCAAGUGUUGCAGAGGUAUAUGCAAGUGUUGCAGAGGUAUAUGCAAGUGUUGCAGAGGUAUAUACAUGUGUGGCAGAGGUAUAUGCAAGUAUUUCAGAGGUAUAUGCAAGUGUUUCAGAAGAAUAUGCAAGUGUUUCAGAAGUAUAUGCAAGUGUUGCAAAGGUAUAUGCAAGUGUUGCAGAGGUAUAUGCAAGUGUUGCAGAGGUAUAUGCAAGUGUUGCAGAGGUAUAUACAUGUGUGGCAGAGGUAUAUGCAAGUAUUUCAGAGGUAUAUGCAAGUGUUUCAGAAGAAUAUGCAAGUGUUUCAGAAGUAUAUGCAAGUGUUGCAAAGGUAUAUGCAAGUGUUGCAGAGGUAUAUGCAAGUGUUGCAGAGGUACAUGCAAGUGUUGCAGAGGUAUAUACAUGUGUUGCAGAGGUAUAUGAAGUGUUGCAGAGUUAUAUGCAAGUGUUUCAGAGGUAUAUGCAAGUGUUACAGAGGUAUAUGCAAGUGUUGCAGAGGUAUAUGCAAGUACCAUGUUCCCAUACUUUUUCCACCUAUGCCAAGGAGAAUGGGGUAUAGACAGACCAUGGCACUCCCCGUCUCCCCUAAACGUUUUCCAUCUCUCUCAGCAUUUAGACUAAAUCUGGCCAUGAUACCACAUGAGUGUUAUCAAGAAAUGUUGUGUUUAUUAAUAUGUGAUUUUUGUAUUAAUAAAUAGUAACUGGUUAGAGCUCAACAACUGUCCUCUGUAGCUCAGUUGGGUUAGAGCGCUGCACUGGAAACACAGGGUCGCAGGUUUGAUUCCAGGACCUGUAUAAAGUUGCAUUUUUCGCAACUGUUCCUUGUUAGGUCUAAUAAAUGUAUAUAAAUUCCCACUUGAUAAUUUCCAUCUACAAGACCCUUCAACUAUUAUUGAAUUGAGUGAGAUGCCAACAAAAUCUCGAUAUUUACCCAUGCAUAACCUAAAACAUGGCAGUAUCCUACACAUUAUUUAUAUCUCAUACUCUUUUUCUUCCAUUUCCGUUUCCUGAACCGCAAUGUCUUGUUGCAAUUUAUCGAAGUACUUUUGGGUUGGCAUUAUAUAAACAAAGUCCUAACUGUCAAUAUUUUCCGAAUCUGCGUUCUUGAAUUCUAAUCUUUCUUUAGCCUUAGCCUUUAAAGCCUUAGCUCUUUUCUUUGGUUUUUGAGGAAAUGGUGAAUGGAAUCUCUUACUGGUAGCACCAAGAAAACUGGGGUUUUGCUCAAUACCACGCACAGCCACCCUAUAUGGCAUACCAACAUUAAUUAUUUUGAAACUUUCAACAUUAUCGAUAAAGGUUUUCUCUAUGGAACAGCUUGUGCACACAAAACCAUGUCUGAGAAGGACUCCGAAUCUGCACGUCUUAAAUCUACCCAGUCAUUAUCGCGGUCCAUAUAUUUAAUCGUCGCAGCCUGAACGAAAUCACAAAUUGCAUUUAUGCGAUCAUGGCUUAGGCCAUCUAUUGUCAUGGAGUUGACUGCUUCGUCAUCCAUGAAGAAUUUUACCCAUUUCUCUGUACCGAUUCCACUGCUGUACUCGAUUUUAAAUUUGUAAUUUACAUCAAAAAGCUUCGAAGUCAUUGUAGUUUAAAUCAAACAAUUUAUAAAUCACUCUACUGUACGUGACACACAACAGCUGGAAAGGGCUUUAGAGAACCGGGCAGUUACAUAAAAAGCCUCGUGUUUGAAGUCACAUGACAUGUAAGUUUGUGGGCGAUGCCCAGACACGUUAUUUUUUAGCCAGACCACACAUGAGUGGUUUUCGUAUUAUAUACAUGAACUUGUGGUUGAGCUCGACAACUGGCCUCAGUGGCUCAGUUGGUUAGAGCACUGCACCAGAAUCGCAGGUUUGAUUUCAGGGAGCUGUUCCUGGUUAGGUCUAAUAAAUGUAUAUAAAUUUCCACUCAAUAAUUUCCAUCUAUAAAACCCUUCAAUCAUUGAUUAACCCUUUAACUGGCAAUGUGCCCUGGUAUUUUACUCUGUCUAACACUAGGCAAUUUUACUUGUCGAGGGAAAUCGAGUGCUGACUCUUAAUGGAUUAAUUAGUUUCCUAUGCAGACUUACUUUAGCGGGUUUGGGCCCGCCACGUACGGUCUGCUUACUUUCGCUAGCAAUUCGCCUUCCCAUUGUAUUCCAUUAGCCAAUAGCAUUCAAAUACACUAGACACGCCCACUUUGAAUCUCAAAGUGUAAACAAGGAGCGUGCGAUAAUCGAAUAAUAAUACGGUAUAUACGUAUUUAAAUGGCCAUAAAUGUGAACAGAUCGAGUUUUCUGAUCAAUAGCAGUCGAAGUAGAAAAUAUUGAAUAUUUUUCCAACGAAUGUAAGCGAUAGAUCGAAGGCUUAGGGAGUGGUCAUUAUUUAUGGGGAGGGGGGGGGGGAAAUGGGGAAAAUAAGGAUUGAAAACUUUUUUGACCCUCCCCCCCUCCAGACUGAAGGCAAACUUUUUGUGCCUCCCCCCUCAUAAAAGUAGAAACUUUUCUGACCCCCCCAGCGUGGAUUGAAAAAUUAACAGCAAUGAAACAGGUGUGUGUUGCAGGUAAAGUUAGAUAUUAGGACAAUCUGUUUAAUCUAGCUCAUGAUGUUUUACCCUGGUGAAUAUGAUUCACCAUAUAUGAUUAAAAUAUAUAUAUUAUGUGUUACUACUUUGCAAUGCAACAUUUGUCCUACCAUAACCCUAACCCAUGACCCGUCUUCAUACAGCAAAAUGAUUUGAACACAGGGUUUUUUUAAGAACUUGUCUGGUGGUGGGCAUGUACAAAAAGGGACCAUACUAUAUUCAGUGUGGAGAUAUGACAGAUGGUUGUUGGUGACAAAAAGUUUGGUGUGGUAUCGUAUGUACUAGUAGGGGGGUCUGGGGGUAUUCUUCCACAGAAAAUUUUUUGAAUUUUUCCACCCCUAGAACUGAAAUGUGAGCAUUUUCUGAAACAGAUUUUUGGAUAUACGGCGUUACAUUGUGCGUUGAUAGACCAAAUCUGAUCAGUUAAGUGUACUUGCAUGGUAUGUUUAUGUAAAUACCACAACUGGGUCACUCAGGGAGUAGAAUGCUUGAUAAACUUAAGUAGUGGGCCAGACUCCCACGAUCGUGAGGCGCUACCAUGGUUGGCGCCGAGCAGGGAAAUUUUGAAAAUUUCGAGUCUCCAGAUCGUUGGAAAUAGCAUUUUCAGAGUCUUCUUUUUUGCUAUUUGUGAUUAUAAAAAUCAGAACUCUAGACAUGGUAUUUAAGUUCAAAAACUUUUAUGACCCCCCCUUUCUCUGUGUUAAAACUUUUUUAACCCCCCUAUUUAUAAGGGUAAAACUUCGUUUUCCCCCCUCCCUCCCAUUUCCCCCCUCCCCCCCUCCCCAUUAAUACUGACCACUCCCUUACACUUGAUCCAAUUUUGAUCGGGGCUAUGGUCUACAUUUCGUAGACAAUAGCCCCGUAUAAAAUGGGCCAAGUAUAAAAUUGGCCAAGUAUAAAAUGGGCUGUGAUAGUUAUAUCAUAGAAUAGGAAGGUAUACCAGAAGUCUCACUCAAGCAAGUAUUUGUCCGCGUUUUUACAAGCGAUUCGUCAUCAAUCACGCCGUCCUGGCUAGUACUGGCACUUUGUACCUACCAAAACCUGAUAAAAACUUCCGGCUGUACUAGCCAGGAUGGCGAGAGCGAGUUAAUAUUUUCUUGGGUUACACUUCUGCUAUACUUUCCUAUUUUGUGGUUAUAUGCUGUAUAUUCAAAUACAUUUAAAAAAUAUCGUGCACGCGGCAAGAUUCGAUAAAAAAUAAUAGUGCGGAGUCGGUGAGGUCCAAAAAAAUCGAGCACUCUCAAACCCCCCCCAUGAAAAAUCAAAUGGUCCGUCCCUAACUAGCCUGAUAACAGACCUACGUUUCGCCCGCCCUAAAAUUCGCGGGUCGACGAAGGGCGAAACGUAGGUCUGUUAUCAGGCUAUCCCUAACCGAAGAGAGAUAGGAGCACCUCCUCCAGUAAUAUAGUAUAGGUCAGCGGUAGUGCCGCGAAAAUUUGCGCGAACGAGAGGGAUCUGGUACCUAAUGAAAGUUGGCGCCAUUUAAUAAGAGUAACGAGUAACAUUGUGAUUUCGUCCUCGCUUUCUUCUGCUUUCUUCUGCUUUUUUUCUUUCAAUUUAUCGUCGAAUUACUGCUAAGGAACUCAUGACAAACCAUAAAUGUUAAUCACCGUUUAACUUGUGUGAAACUCGUGAAAUACGAUGGCUAAAGUGAAUAUUUGUAACGUGACAGUUCUUGAUAAUCCAUCGCCAUAUUUUAAUCCAUUCCAGUUUGAAAUUACGUUUGAAUGUUUGGAAGAUCUCAGUGAAGGUAAGAGCGAAUUAUUGACUUAUUGAAAUGUAUGUUUUAUUGUGCAAUGUACAUGUGUAUUUUUGUGCGACUCAUAUAUCAUAAAUUGUAAUAAAUUGGCGCAUUGCAACACAAAUAUAUUUGAAAACAUCUUGGCUGACAUUGCAUAUUGUCACGUUGCUGUAUUAAACCCAGGGCAUAGUCACUGCAUAGGGCUUAUGAACAAAUAUAUUACUUCUCCAUUGUACUUUAUAUAAUUUGGUGUUUACUUGCUAAAGACAGGAAUCUAGUCUGGGGGGAGACAUAUUCUAAAACACACUGGUGGAUUACCAGGGCUUAUAUAUUUGCAGUCCUUCAAGAUGACAUUCCCACCAGUGGCGUAGCUAGCGGUCAUGCUGAGCAUGACAAAAAUUUCCCCAAAAAUAAAGAAUUUCUUUCCGCUAAAAUUCAAAUCUUUUGAAACUUUCACAAGUACUUUAGACACGAUUUCGCUAUAUUAUGUCAUUUUCAGUAAAAUAUUGCUCAUUUGCAUAGGUUACCUAGCAACAAACAUGGCGAGUUCGUGUGAAUUUCGUGUGUACAGCAUGUUCCACGCAUUUCGCGGUCUAGUCAUGCCCUCUGAAAUCAGCAUGACCAAGUAAUAUAUUUUAUAGUAGAAAUCCUGGCAAUCUGAUUGGAUAAUGGCAACUGCGCAUGCUCAAACGCGCUGUUUCGCAACGUCUAGUCAUGCUCAUUUUCCAGAGCAUGACUUGAGCCUUUGUCCUUUGAUACAGUCUUUCUGUUCGAGAUAAUUCACGCUCGAAUUAGUCGAAUACUCCGUUCACGUGUCAACUGAUCAAGGUAAGUGAUUUCGCAUUGUAUUAAUUUGCAUUUUAAUGGCUUCAGGAAGCGUGACGGCUUCCACAGAAGCAGAUAUUAUAAGUGAUAUGCUGAAGAAACCUUUCUCGAUCUGCUCGUCAAUCAGGCGAGCAAAAUAUAAUUGUAACACAACGGCCAAUGCCGAAUUUAUACAAUCGACCACUGGAGAUAGAAGCUUUCAGGAGAGUUGGUACACAAAGAAAGAUUGGCUUUGUGGUAGUUUUACUUAAUGUUUAACCAAGAAGGCAACAUUUGUUUUGCUGGCCAUGUUUAUAUGCACCUAUCAAUGUUAAGCCCCAGAGGUGGGGGGUCGGGCAUAUGUGGGGUACUGGGGCAUUUGAUUUUUUGAGCAAAUUUUCAAUCAAAUGCCCCACCGUCGGGCAAUAAACAUUGGUUAAAUAUCCAAACCAUUUUCCAAUAAAUUGCAAUAAAUACUAUAUUAAUUAAUAAAAGUCAUUUGAUUCACAUUGCCCUAACUCAGGCCCAAAAUGCUAAUCAAAAUCCCCCGGGUGAGAAUGCAAUUGAUUAUAAAAUACCCCACAUAUGCCCGACUCCCCUCAGGGGCUUAACAUUGAUAGGUGCAUUAUUAUAGUCCCUUGAAAUUAUAUCAGGGAAUAUUAGAUUUAUAGGGGAAAUAUCUACAUGAAAGUGGUGACCUCAAAAUAAAAUUUAAUAUUUCUUUUACUAUAAUUACCAAUACCAGAGUUAUACGCCUGUGUUCUAAACACUCACUCACACUCAAUGAGUGGAGGUUUAAUCUGAGCUUACCUUGAGUGUCAAUAUUGUUUUUGAAUAGGUGGAGGGUGAGUAGUCACAUAGUAAGGUUCGAUACUAACUCCCCAGCUUUGCCAAAACAGCAAUGACACUCAAGAGAAGCUCAGAUCGAACCUCCACUCAUUGAGUGUGAGAAUGAGUGAGCUUUUAGCUAGAAUACAGGCGAUAGGGGAAAUAUCCACAGAUCCACUCAAAUGUGGUGACUCAUGAUAUAACUAUUCCUGGGGAGAUGACCACUGGACUUAAAUGUGGUGACCCCCAAAUAUAAUAUCUCUAUAAAGUCUAUUAAUUUUUUAAUAAAAUGACCAGAGUUAUAAGGGAAAUAUCCACUCAAAUGUGGUAGCUCAUGAUAUAAAAAGUCCAGAGGAGAUAACCACUUGACUAGAAUGUGGUGACCCUAAAAUAGCUUAGAUUGCUAUGAGGUCUAUUAAUUUUUUUAUUAGAUGACCAGAGUUAUUAGGGAAAUAUCCACUCAAAUGUGGUGAGCCCAUGAUAUAACUCUUCCUGGGGAGAUAACCACUUGAAUGUGGUGAUUCCAAAAUAUAAUUUCAUAUAUUUCUUUUACUAUAAGUUUUAUUUUUUUAAUAGAUGACCAGAGUUAUAUGGGAAAUAUCCACUCAAAUGCGGUGGCUCUUGAUGAGUGAUGACAUGUGGUGACACAUAAUUUCCAUGUUAUUCUUUUACUAUUUCUAUAUUAAUUAGACUUUUACUAUUUCUAUAUUAAUUAGACUCAUCGUUUCUUUAGUCUUUGCUCCAAUUAUGAGAACUUUCAUGCUCAGUUAGAACUAUACCGCCAGAUUCUUAAUAAGAAUUGUUAUCCAACUCGUCUUUUUGAUCGCUGCGUACGAACAUUUUUAGAAAAUGUGUCUCAACCCAAACCAGCUGUUCAUUCUGCUCCUAAGAAAGUUCUAUAUUUUUCUGUUCCAUAUACUGGCGCUCACUCUCUUCAAAUUCGCACCCAAAUCUCCCGUCUUUGUUCCUCGGCCUUUCCCCAUCUUAAUAUUAGAUUCGUUUUUCGUCCAACUUUACGUUUGUCUCAACUCUUCACCUUUAACGACAAAAUUCCUAACGCUUUAAGAUCUUGUGUUGUGUAUUCCUUCACGUGUCGUUGCUGUUCCGCAACGUAUUUGGGCCAAACGGUCCGUCACUUGCACACACGAGUUUCUGAACAUUUGGGUGUUUCUCCUCUAACAGGCAGUAAAAGCAGCAAUCCGACCAUGUCUAGUAUCCUUUCCCAUCUUGAUAGCACUGGUCACUCCGCUUCUCUUAAUGAUUUUAAGAUUAUUUCUUGUUGCUCUUCUCCAGACGAACUCCUCAUUCGAGAAAGUCUUCUCAUUAACAAACUCAAACCCUCUCUCAACUUACAAGGCAGUUCGGUCCCUCUACUUCUACUCUGAUCCAUUCCUCUUUCUACUUUUGUAAUAUAAUAUCUUGUAAAUAGUUGUAAUUUAUUCAUAUUUCUGUGUUUUCCGCUUUGUAUGUCAUUGCUCUGAAGAUGUCUUAAGUUAAAGACGAAACAUUAGCUUUCAAAUAAAUAUUUUAAAUUAUAUUUUUGUUAUGGCUUUUUUACGUGUUUUAUGCUGGGCAUUAAUAUUUAUCCUAAGAUUACGAUUUCCGCUUGGUUCAUCUAUCGCAAGUAUUUUGCACAGAAAAUUGCGCCAGUCUUCACCUCACCGGUACAGAAAGUUUGUCUCGCAUUUACAUAUUAGUCUAUGGCGGGCUUAUUGUAUGCUUUUAUGUACUUCUUUUUUGUUGGAAAUGACUAUUGUCGUUCUAGUGCAGCAUCAUAACUUUUUGAUUAUUGUUUGCAAUUUGCACCCAAUCUGAGACUGAGCAUGCUAGUGAAGUUAUAAAAAAAUUAAACUCGUUUGAGCUAUUUGUAAUGUAAUUAGUAAUGCUGUUCAUGCUGAAAUAAAAUAAUUAUUACAGAUUGUUUUUAUUGUGUUUUUAUUAUAUGAAUUUCCAUACUUUUCGCCGCACAGAACGCAGGAAAUUAAGUUCGAGUGACGCUAAAUUGCCCAAAUGUUUUGUAUGAAUAUGAAUAGAUAAAUGUCUGAAAAGGCCGUUUCCGACGAUCUAGAGGCCCUAAUUUUUAAUUUUUUUCUCGCUCGUGAGCUUGGUACUCAGCAAAUAGCGUGACCAAUCAUUUUUUCCUGGCUACGCUACUGAUUCCCACGCACUUUCUGCUGAUUUAGACAAUGAUAACGAACGUGUAGAUACAACAAGGUUCAUAACGUCUACUUGCAACAAGGCUCAUAAAUUCCUAGAUAUUUGGAGUCGACUUGUCGACGUUUGUCCCGAUGGGCAACCACACUCUUGUGUUUUGAUCGUUUUAAAUUUUGUGUAAUUAAUCUCUUGUUGUUCCGUCAUCGAGUGUUAAUAAAGCUGUGUCAAAAGAUGGUUUGUCAAAAUGAAAGUGAACAAAAUAUUGAUGAUAAUAAACUCAGCGAAGAUAGCGAUUUACCUUUUUGUAUGAUGUCAGAAUACUGAUUUGAUAUUUCAGUAAAAUAGUCCGGAAUGUUAAUACUUGAUUGCGAGUUUUUCUCAAGGAGUAAAUAAGGACCCAUGUGGGACGAAAAAUUUUAAAUAGUAAGUGUAUUAUAUGAUAUACUUACUCUGUGACAUCAAUCAACAAUGUCAAUGAUAAUAGUAAUCCAAGCAUGGAAGGUAAGAGUAUUUGUAACACAGUAGCAGUGUUGUGGUUCAUUCAACUUCAUUCUUUUAUUUUUAUCUAAUUUAAUGUGGGCAAGUUAGAAAUGGCUUCGGGCAAUCAAAUUGUGAGUCUUGCCUGCCCCAAGGGCAACCACUUUUUUCAAAAUUUUGCAAGUCCUGGCUGUAAUACUGUAUAUUUUCUAUUUUUUAAGUAUUAGGGGUGCACCAGGACUCCCGGAACCCCGAUUUUUCAGAUUUCCUGUUCCGGCCGGAACUAAUAAAAAAAGCAUGUCCGGAACCGGAACUCUGUUGUUUUCAGAGAGAUAGAAUAUCAAACUUUUUAUGUCUAACAAAAGUUCACAGUAGGAAGAAAUUUGGACUAUACAAGGGAAAUGUACACUAUUAACACUUCAUUAUAUGACAUUUAACGUUUGUCAAUCUUUUUAUUCUAACUCUCUCCUUGAUGACUUGACGUGUCUGCUUGUCUGGCAGCGGACAAAGUAACAUAUGACCAUAUAUGGCUUAAUAAAUCAGUUAUGGUCUGGCCGGAACUUUUUUCCAGUUCCGGUCGGAUCUGGUUCGCCGGCCGGAACUUAAAAAAAUUGGUUCCGGUGCACCCCUAUUACUUAUCUUCUAUUUUUGAAGCAUUUAACUUUUAAAUAAAAAGGUGCUGUCAAAAUUGUCGCUGAACUUAAAAUACCAACAGCCAUUUUUUGUCGACGAGGAUUUAAAAUAAAUUAUGCUGCUUGAAGAUUUAACUAUCAGGAUGCAUUAAUGAAUUGGCAGAUGGUCCGAUUAUUCGAUUAACCCAUUGAGUGGCAGCGCUAUCACCCCGUUGCCGCUCAAGGGAUAUAUUACUUCGUGGAAGUUACUAACAAAGAAAUAAGCAAAAUUAAAAUAAAUUCAGCCCCCCCCCCCCAAAAAAAAAAGAAAACACAAAAGACUUGUGUAAAAAUACUAAAACAAUUAUUUGCCUCAGACUCGGUGAUUAUCGGGGAACAUUCACCUUAACUUUGUCUCGUUUAUUCCCCAAUAAUCACCUCGCCUUCGCCGAAUAAUUGUUAAAUAUUAUUAUUUAUAUGUACAGUAAUACUUGUAUUAUAAUGACAUGGAAAACUAUGCAAUAUAAUUGUAAAUAUAUGUGGUGUACCACAAACCAAAAUUUGUAUUGUAUUAUUACCAUGCAAAACUACCAUGCAAGAACUUAAUGUUAUACAUGGUUAGUGAAAGAUUCCAUAUGGCAACCUCCUUUGUUGUAUUGCUUUUGAGAAAUACACAUCUAUCAGUCAGAAUUGACCAUGCAUGAGGCCAAAAAAAAAUAUGUGGGUUUCCGGUUUCUUAUAAAAACUUAGGUUGGUAGGUCGGUUUUAACUUUUUUUUUUUAAAUUUUUUUUUUUAAUUUUCCGAAUAAGCCGACGCCUUUUGUUUAGUCAGUGCUUCCACAUCCAAAGAUAAAUUUCCCUAAUAUUGCUUCAAAUUUCAAUUUUCCACAAACUUUUUCCUCUAAGGGCCUGUUCAUAUGAUCCCGCUUACCGGGACGUCUCGCUUACCGAGACGAAUAUUUCCGUGCGUUCAUAUGGAGUAUUUCGUCCCGCUUGCCGAGAUGAAAUUACAAUGUAGUUCUAUAAUUAGCGUAUGCAAAACUUCUACAUUUCAGUCAAGCAACACAAAUACUUAGCGAUUUUAGUGUUUUUCUUCGUUUAUUUACAAGAAAAAGUAUUGCUUCAGGUGCUUAUUUAAUACUUGUUUACAAAACAAACAUAAAACCAAGUAAAAAGUGUUAAAUUAAACCGGCAAGACUUGUUUGACUUCAUCCCGGUCAGCGGGCUGGCGUGUUCAUAUGGAAAAAAUUUCAUCCCGCCUACCUAUGAUCUCGGCAAAUUCAAACGAGAUCUCGGCAAGCGGGCCAACUUGCUUUCUCAUAUGAACACAAUGCAAAAUUUUAUAGGAAAAUAGAUAGGCGGCGAGAUCAUCGGUAAGCGGGACGUCCCGGUAAGCGGGAUCAUAUGAACAGGCCCUAAGUGGAAACACUUACAAGCAUGAUCCAAUAAAAAAGUUUAGGGUCGGGAUUUCGGUAAUCGUUCCAUGUUUCGCGCACCAAUAUAGUAAACGUUAUGUAAUGGAUAUUAUCGUGUACUGAAAAGUUGGACUUGAAUGAUGUGAUUUCUUGCACUUCACACACCCUAACCCUAUCCCUAACCUUAAACCUAACCCCUAACCUAACCCCUAAUACCUAACCCCUAACCCUAACUUAUAUUGGUGCGCGAAACAUGGAACGAUAACCGGGAUUUCGACGUCCAAAAGCUAGGUAGGGUCGGGAAACCGGAAACCCACAUUUUUUUUUUUGGCCUGAUAUCCUUUGUGUCAUGCAAGUGCAAUUAGUAACCUCGUCCUUGACCUGUAAUUUAUAAUGUUUUGAAAUGAUUUUAGACCUGGAGUGGAAACUUAUCUAUGUUGGUUCAGCUGAAAGCUCAGAUUAUGAUCAAGUGUUAGAUUCUGUUUUGGUUGGACCAGUACCUGGAGGAAGACAUAUGUUUGUAUUUCAGGUAAUAUACUUUCAUAACAAACUAACAAUAUUUGUCAAUAUAUUGUAUAUAAUAUACAGUCCUAUUAUUUGCAGUGCACACCUCCAGGAAUAUUGAGUAUUAUUAGGGAAGCUGGCAAACAAAUAAUGUUUUUGGCACAGGUAUCAUAAUCCAUUGAUCGCCCUUCUUGAUUAAAAGUAGACUUGGUUCAAGUCCGUCUCAGGAGAAAAGUAGGGAGAGACGGACUUGGGACAUUUGCAGCAUUUCGAAUGUUACUUGCAAAAAUUGGCACGAAAAUUUGUUGUUGUUCUCAACUGGCCACGCCUCCGUAGGGAAAAUCCGACGGUAAAUUUUGGCGCGCUUGCAGGGUAUCCAACAAUUGAUGAUGCCAUAAUUGACAGCUACAUUCAUAUAGCUGGAUUUUGAGGGCAGGUGUGGGAAGGUGUGCACUUUCCCUCAGAUUAUUUUGACUACAGUAUUUCCUCUGAUAUUUUCUUGCCUCCCCUUAAAAUGAAUACACCUUCCCUAAACAAAGGGUAAAAUGAAUGAUCAAAGUGAAGAUUCGACUCAAACUUAACCGUUAACUUUAAUGUUUGUUAUUAAUUUUUAAUGCUUGAGAUAGUUGAAUCCCUCUUAAUCUGCAGCGUUCUGCUGUUAUUGUCACCAUUUAUGCCGACACAGACUGAGUUUACAGUAUAUCAUGGAUCUAUUACGCUUUUUGUGAAUGGAAACAUGGUGCAAUGCUGUGAACAAAUCUUUUCUAUGCUCACGUCCCUUUCCAACUUUCUAUCUUUUCAAAGGCGGACAGCCCAGAUCCAAAGAGAAUCCCAAUUCAAGAUGCUAUUGGAGUAACGGUUCUUCUACUGACAUGUGCCUAUCGAGGACAAGAAUUUGCGAGAAUUGGAUAUUAUAUUAAUAAUGAAUAUAUCGAUUCUGAGUUGAAAGAAAAUCCACCAGACAAAACUGAUUUUCAAAAGGUUUGUCCUUUCAUUACAUUUUUUAACUUUAGUUCCUUAGAAACAUGUGAAUAUUUUAGGCUAAAUUAGAUUAUAAUUUCACAAAAAUUUCCCCUUUAUUCACAUGUGCACAAAGUUUUUGAAAUGUUUGAUGCCGUGAUAGUAACAUAAUACAAUAUCUAAGGGCCUGUUCAUAUGGGCAAAAGUUAUCCCGGUUAACGAGAGAACUUUUCGACUAGAGGUAGCCAAAUAUUUUCGUUCUGUUCAUAUCACGUUCCUGUGCUCACGUUCAGACGUGUCCAAAUGAGCUCUACAAAUUUUAAAAAUAUCGAUCAAAUGAUCUGUAUGUAGUCGUUUUCUAAAGGCCGGCGCACACUAGAGCUAUGUGCUUAGCAAAAUGUCAUUCGUGACUGUUGGCGUAAGGAGAUAGCUCUCGUGUGCGGGCGAUUUACGAACGACUUUUGUCAUUCGUGCCACUUACGCCAAAUAUCUCACAUGUUUGAUAAUUUCUGCCUCGCGUGCCAAAAUCUUUCCGUGUGCGGCGAACGAAAGCUAUCUGCUUACGGAUUGUCGUAACAGCGCAUGCGUAGUAUACGAAAGUAAACAUCCAAGAUGGCGGCGCAAAAUGAAUUGCUGGCCGAGGCAAUUUUAGAGGACAAACUUGUCGAACUUUGGCCUGAAUAUAAAUGUUUAUACGAUGUGAGUUCUGCAGAUUUUAGAAAUAGGGACAAAAGGGAAUGUGCGGUGAAAGAAAUAGCCAGUAAGUUUGUCCUCUAAAAUUGCCUCGGCCAGCAAUUCAUUUUGCGCCGCCAUCUUGAAUGUUUACUUUCGUAUACUACGCAUGCGCUGUUACGACAAUCCGUAAGCAGAUAGCUUUCGUUCGCCGCACACGGAAAGAUUUUGGCACGCGAGGCAGAAAUUAUCAAACAUGUUAGAUAUUUGGCGUAAGUGGCACGAAUGACAAAAGUCGUUCGUAAAUCGCCCGCACACGAGAGCUAUCUCCUUACGCCAACAGUCACGAAUGACAUUUUGCUAAGCACAUAGCUCUAGUGUGCGCCGGCCUAUAGAAAAAAGAAUAUUUAGUGAUUUAGACUCUGUUGACUGGACUAAAAGUCCUAAAAUAAUAACCGAGGAGCUGUCCUCUGAUGAGAUGGCUACUCAAUUUUAUGAAACUUUAUGGCCUAAAUUUGAAACUUUUUUUCCACUAAUAAACGUUCGAUCAUCAUCGCGUGACCCACCGUUCAUGUCUCCGUUUGUUAAGCACUUGUUAAGAACGAAUGAUGAAGACACAAUUACUCGUUUACAGAAUCAAAUUAAUCGUCUUAUCCACUCCAACCAGGUUAAUGCUGUUAAAAAUGAGAAAAAUGGAUCUCAGAAAUGGUAGAGUAAAGUUAACAGUAUGACUGGAAGAAAUGGAAACACUUUACCAAUCAGUUCUAUAAUAGAACCAAGUGUAAUAAACACUUACUUUCAAGGCAUAAAUACUGACCCUGAAUACACUGCUCCCCAGAUGCUCCAACAGAUCAGAUUUUAAAGCAAUAAUAUCCAACGGAGAUAAGAAAUUAUGGCUAAGAAUUAUAAAUGAUGAUAACAAUGCUUUACACAAUCUUUUACCUAGUAAGUUAAAUCGACCUUUAAGACGGAGAGGUCAUGACUGUGAACUAUUAUUAUUAUUAUUAUUAUUAUUAUUAUUAUUAUUAUUAUUAUUAUUAUUAUUAUUAUUAUUAUUAUUACUACCAAACGUACUGUGUUAGGAAAAUGAUGACUAUUGCCAUUCGAAGUACAUACUAUAUUUUUUGCUGCCGAAAUAAGGAAUGGGAAAGUCCGGACUUGUUAAGUAUUUGAAAUAUCUGAUUGUCUUGUAUAUUUAUAUAUUUUCAUGUAUUCUGUCUUAUCAUUUUUAUUAGUUCAUAUAGUUGUGAUUCAAAUAGCCAAUUGUAAGUUACCUUAAAUUAGUGAGAUUUACAAUUGUAUAUAUAUAGUAUAUAACAAAAUUAUUAAAGUUUCCACUAUUAUUAUUAUUAUCAUUGACUGGGAUAGAGGGGCUCAAUCGUUUAAUGCUACAGUAGAACCCCGCUAACUCGAACUCCUCGCUAACUCGAACUAAAUCCAAUUCCCCUUGGAUCUGAUACUGUUUUUUAUAGUAAUUUACUCCGCUUAACUCGAACUCACUUAACUCGAACUCCUCGCUAAUUCGAACAAAUUUUGUUUUCCCUUGGUCAAAUUUAUCCCAUGAACUCGAACUUUGUUUUCGAGUCGUGGAUCGGCAAACCUUAAAAUGUCAGAACAUAGCAUUUUGACAACCGGUAACUUGGAUUUUUAUUCAAAUAACAACAAUUUAAUCGGUGUAUAAAUGAUCAUAAAUUUUAAGAGAUUAUACACAUAGUUGCGACGAUUGUUAUUGAUCUAAUUUUUUUAGUUCCUUUUGUAAAUUUCUACAUAUUUUUCAUGUCCAAAGAACUUUAGUUUGCAUGGAAAUUGAAUGCCUCCUCCAUCACCCAAGUUAAAAAGAUACUGACUAAAGAACUUUAGUUAUAGGAAUGCACAAUUAAACCUUUUGUAAUUUUGAUGAACAGUAUAAUAAAACUUUUGUACCUUAUUAAUUAUUAACAUAAUAAACGAAAUCAGACACCAACUCCGGUUAAUUCGAACCCCCGCUAACUCGAACAAUUUUUCGUUCCCCUUGGGAGUUCGAGUUAGCGGAGUUCUACUGUACUAUAAGGCAAAGUUCGUCAAGCUGUCAAUCUAAUUUCCAAUGCAAAUUGUCGAGGCCUCUUAAAUAUCGACACGUUAAUUCCAGCUGGUGAAGACAAAGAGGGUAAUAUUCAAUGGAAAACAACAAAAAAUUUUUUAUGGAAAACAUCCACCGGGGUGUAUUCCCAGCGAUGACAUUCUUUUGCAAGAUAUGAAUUCUGACGAGAGUUACUACGACCCAAUUAUAUUCGAAAGAAUAACUGGUGAUUUGAUUAUGAGGCAUGUUGUGAGGCGGCUGUUCAUGCCCUUAAUCAGAUUAUGGAUUCAGAAGAGAUGGAAGUAUUGCCACUUGUCGAUGCUACGAACGCUUUUAAUACACUAAACAGGCAAGCAGCAUUAUACAUAACAUUCAAGUUAUAUGUUCUGUGAUAUCGACCAUCUUGAAUAACACUUAUAAGGCCUCCGUGAGGAUGUUCGUGGCAGGAGGUGGAGAAAUAGCGUCAAUGGAAGGCAGUACACAAGGCGACCCGUCAGCCAUGACCAUGUACACGCAUUAGCUAUAACCCCACCAAUGAAAAGAUUAAAGGAACAAGCACCCACCGCAAGUCAGGUAUGGUUCGCGGACGAUUCCAAUGCAGCAGGAAGAUUACGAGUCAAAGUGGCAGCACUUAACAAUAAGGUGGCAGCACUUAACAAUACUUGGCCCUGAAUUUGGCUAUUUUCCAAACGCAAGUAAGACAACAAUGGUAGUCAAAGAGGCAUUCUUUGAACAAGCGAAGGAUUUAUUCGAGGAAACGGCUGGCAUCAAGAUUACCACUGAUGGUCAUAAAAUACUUGGAGCUGCCUGCGGUAAACGUUCAUUUGUGGACGAAUAUAUAGCUGAUAAGAUAGACGAAUGGGAGGAGGAAAUCGAGACGUUAUCUAAAAUAGCUGAAAUGUAUCCACAUGCUGCAUAUAUCGCAUUUACUCGUGCUAUUGUGAGGGAAAUGGCAAUAUCUUAUGCGAACGAUUGA
Messenger RNA from Paramuricea clavata, 18362 nucleotides. NCBI's taxonomy places the organism in Eukaryota, Metazoa, Cnidaria, Anthozoa, Malacalcyonacea, Plexauridae. The record is from the annotation of a GenBank genome assembly.